GGUCUUUUUAUUUUUUUGAUUUAAAAAAUUUGUUAAUGGUAUUUUUAUUAAAUUGUAAAUUUUAUUAAACCCAAAAAUUUUUAAUUUUCUUUCUCUUUUUCUCUCUCACUCUCUCUCUCUCUCUCUCUCCCUCGCUUCUUCUUCUUCUUCUUCUUUCUUCUCUUUCUUUGUCAACCGAAGAAACUGAAGGAUUUUUAGGGAGAGAGAGAGAGAGGCAGGAGAGUAGGUAGGAGAGAGAAACAAAGGAAAAAAAAAAAAACCAAAAAGAAAGUGGUACGGUUUUCUCAUAAGCCUUAAAUAUUUGAAGAAGAAUCAAAAGCUUGAAAAAACUCAAAGGUAAAGAGAUUUUUUUUUAAAAUUUUUUUUUUUUCCAUUUGGUUAGUUGUCCCCCUUUUUUUUUUUUUUGGGUUUCUUUUGGACGGAGAAAGCUGGAGGCUUUUGGGAGAGAAAGAGAGAGAAAGAGAAAGAGAAUGCAUUGUUUGGUAAUGGAUAUGUGUAAAUUUGAGCAGUUUCGUUACAGUGGAAGAAGAUAAAUAUAGGUAUGCAUACAUAUUUGAACAAAGAAAAAGAAGCAACAGAUGGGUAUGUUUGUUGGAUCUACAUGACAGUGUUCAUAAGCCAUGGUGGAAUCGCGAAGCAUAGUAUCGUCUGCCUUCUUCUUGGUUUUCUUGUUCUUGUUGCUGCUCGAGCCCACAUUUGAGCAGCAACAGCAGAGUUCGCCAGCCGAGCGAGCAGCUCUGCUGGAACUCAGAUCGUCGUUGGGUUUGAGAAGCAAAGAGUGGCCGAGAAAAGCCGACCCUUGCUUUUUCUGGAACGGUGUUCAAUGCGAGAAUGGUAGAGUCGUUGGGCUUAACAUUUCUGGGUUUAGGCGGACAAGGCUUGGCAGUCAAAACCCACAAUUCGCAGUUGAUGCUUUGGUCAAUUUGACGCUCCUAACAUCGUUUAAUGCUUCCAAGUUCUUGUUGCCCGGUUCCAUUCCCGACUGGUUCGGACAACGGCUUUCGUCUCUGCGGAUGCUUGAUCUUCGGUCUUGUUCUGUGUUUGGUUCUAUUCCAAUGAGCCUUGGAAAUUUAACCAAUCUGACUAGUCUCUAUCUCUCUAAUAAUAACCUUUCGGGGACAAUACCUGCUAGUUUGGGCCAGUUAUCCCGUCUUUCGGUUCUUGAUCUCUCGCAGAAUUUGUUUGCUGGAUCUAUUCCUCGUUCUUUUUCCAAUCUUCAGAAUCUUUCUCUUCUUGAUAUUUCAGACAAUUCCUUAUCUGGGUCGAUACCUCCGGGCAUUGGGACCCUCCUAAAGCUUCAGUAUUUGAAUGUUUCAAGGAAUAAUUUGUCUUCUUUUAUACCUGCUCAACUCGGAGACCUUGACAGCUUGGUUGACUUUGAUCUUAGCUUUAAUUCUUUGUCUGGGUCCGUGCCUUCGGAUUUGAGAGGGUUAAGAAACUUGCAGAGAAUGGAACUUGGGAACAAUUUCCUUGUUGGGACUUUGCCGGACAAUUUGUUUUCUCCUCAGACUCAGCUGCAGUUCAUAGUUCUAAGCCGCAACAAUUUCACUGGUGGUCUCCCUACUGUGUUGUGGUCAAUUCCUAGAUUGCGUUUUCUUGAUGUAUCUGGUAAUAACUUCACUGGUGAGCUAAAGAUUUCCGGCUCCAAUGCUAAUGCCACUGCUGCAGUACUCAAUAUCUCCCAGAACUUGUUUUAUGGAAAUCUUACACCGUUACUUGGGCGGUUCAGCGAUGUUGAUUUGUCCAGUAACUAUUUUGAAGGCAGGGUUCCAGACUUUGCAAAUACUAAUGCGUCUUUAGACCGCAAUUGCCUACAAAAUUUGCAGAAUCAGAGGUCUUUGGCAGAAUGCACAUCAUUCUAUGCUGAAAGGGGUCUGACUUUUGAUAAUUUUGGGCACCCAAAUUCUACACUGCCUCCUCCAGCUGAGAAAGGUGGGAAGAGCAAUAGAAAUCUAGUUAUUAUAUUGGCAACAGUUCUAGGAGGGAUUGUUGUUAUAUUGCUUUUGUUGCUGCUAUUGUUGCGCCUAUGUGCCCGUAGGAGGGGAAGUGCAAAUCAAAGAGGAAUCGGGGUCGGGGCAGUUCCUGCAAGUAGCAGUCCACCUGCUCCUGGAGUACCAAUUAACUUUUCGAGUGUAGGAGAUGCUUUUACAUAUCAGCAGCUGCUCCAAGCCACCGGUAACUUUAGUGAUGCUAACCUCAUCAAACAUGGUCAUUCAGGGGAUCUCUUCCGUGGCGAAUUGGAAAAUGGAAUGCCUGUAGUCAUCAAAAGGAUAGAUUUGCGCUCAAUUAAAAAGGAAUCAUAUCUAAUAGAGUUCGAUUUCUUUAGUAAGGUUUCACAUACAAGAUUUGUACCCUUUGUGGGACACUGCUUAGAGAAUGAGAAUGAAAAGUUCCUAGUUUACAAACAUAUGCCAAAUGGAGACUUGUCAACUUCCUUGUACAAGAAAGCCAAUACUGACGAUAAUGGUUUACAGUCAUUGGAUUGGAUAACGAGAUUGAAAAUAGCACUGGGUGCUGCAGAGGGUCUUUCUUAUCUGCAUAAUGAAUGCAAUCCACCCCUUGUGCACAGAGAUGUUCAAGCAAGCAGUAUACUUCUUGAUGAUAAAUUUGAAGUGCGACUAGGGAGCUUGAGCGAGGUCUGUGGUCAAGAAGGGGAUACCCAUCAAAGCAGGAUCACCAGGUUGCUGCGGUUGCCACAGUCUUCCGAGCAAGGUUCCUCUGGUUCACAAACAGCAGUAUGUGCUUAUGAUGUUUACUGCUUUGGGAAGGUUUUACUAGAGCUGGUAACAGGUAAGCUGGGCAUCAGUGCUUCGAGUGAUGCUCAGAUGAAAGAAUGGUUAGAACAGACACUGCCAUAUAUCAGUAUAUAUGACAAAGAACUUGUGACAAAAAUACUGGAUCCAUCUUUGCUCAUAGAUGAGGACCUUUUGGAGGAAGUAUGGGCCAUGGCUAUUGUUGCCAGAUCAUGUUUGAAUCCAAAGCCGUCAAGGCGCCCGUUAAUGAGAUACAUUCUUAAGGCUCUGGAGAACCCAUUAAAGGUAGUAAGGGAAGAAAGUUCCAGCUCUGCCAGGUUAAGAACAACCUCUUCUAGAGGUUCUUGGAAUGCUGCUUUGUUUGGCAGCUGGCGUAGCUCAUCUGAUGUAACAGUUAUUCCAGCAUCCACUGCUACCCGAACUGAGGGAGGAAGUGGUUUAAAACGUUCUGGAACCACAGGUUCCCAGGGAAGCGGAAAUGGUGGAGGUGACCAUUCUUCCUCACACAGACGGCAUUCCAGGGAGAUAUUCCCUGAACCAUCCAGUGUACAAGAUGUAGAGAGAGCAGAUCAGGACUAACCAGAGACAUGUUAAUUGUCCUUGAUUCUUUGUCAAUAAUACCAACAGGCUUCCUAUUUCGAGUGCCUGUUUGUUAGGUACCCAGGAAGGUCUUCUCGGUUUUGAAGUGAAAAGUGCAGUGCUGUUUUCAAACCAAUUUUUGUACUUGGUGAGAUUGCAAGGUCACAUAGCUUUCCUUUUGGGGAAACUAAUCUUGAAGUUCCUUGGAAAUGGUUUUCUCAGGAAUCUCGAUUUAGUCUGUGGAUGAAUCCGGACUUGAAAUUUGGAAAGAAAGAAGAGUAAAGGGGUGCCUUUAGGGGUAAAUGGCUCUUAUUUGUUUGACGGCUUGUUUAUUGUAAAAAACAAGCUACAAUUUUUAUGUGUAAUUGAUUUUUUUUUUUGGGUUCUUUUUGUUGGGUCUUCUUUUGGAGUGUAAAUUGUAAUCGUCAUAGGUAUCUUCAUUCAAAUCAGAUUUCACAUUUUGGUUCAGGAAAAAGACAAAAGGACCAAAUGGGGCAAAAACAUAAAAGCUUACAGUGAUUUUUCAGUUCCAAAAUUGUUCUCUUGGCGCAUC
Messenger RNA from Ziziphus jujuba (common jujube), 3885 nucleotides. RefSeq names its product probable LRR receptor-like serine/threonine-protein kinase At2g16250. The record is from RefSeq and is a predicted model, not a curated record. Gene Ontology annotation, biological process: protein phosphorylation. The transcript has 4 exons. The coding region runs from base 621 to 3332 and encodes 903 amino acids. Gene Ontology annotation, molecular function: ATP binding; protein kinase activity; protein binding. NCBI's taxonomy places the organism in Eukaryota, Viridiplantae, Streptophyta, Magnoliopsida, Rosales, Rhamnaceae.